CAGUAAAAUCAAAUCGGGAGGGAGAAUUCUGGAAGGCUGACCGGACUCCGCAUCCCCACUCCGGCGCCACAUGCCUCCUCCCUCUCUCACCGCCGCCGCCACGAAGUCUGGACUCGCUUCCGCCCCAGCAUCCGGCGGCGCUGCCGCCCCUGGCACUAGACGCAACGGAGGCGCCCUCUGACCGCCGUUGGAGGGUGGGCGGGAGGGUCAGCGAUGCCGCCGGCCCGUAAGAAGCGCGGCGCGGCGGCGGCCGCCGCCGCCGCUGCAGCUGCCGCGGCGGCGCAGUGGAAGGUGGGCGACCUUGUGCUCGCUAAGAUGAAGGGCUUCCCGGCAUGGCCGGCCGUGGUGAGUUGCACUGGCCGCUUGUUCUCUCUGAUCCGGCACCCCUCGCACUAGUUUAGGCAUCACCAUGUAGUUUGGGGAUUCUAACUGUAGUUGGAGAGCUUGCCUAGGGUUCAUUGUUUGAUAGAAGUAAUUUUUUUACUGUACUACUUUUAUUCGUAUUAAAAGUUAAGGUUUCUAUGCGCUGCUCAUUGUGAUUUGGCAGCCUUUUAUUAAUCUGUGCUAGUUUUUGUCGUUUUGGUGGUGUGUUACUGUUAGUGAGGAUUGGCAUGUUUAGGGUUUUCUCGGCAUAUGAGAUUUGUGGUGAGUAACUCGCUAAUGAAUAGAACUUCUGAACAAUUAGUAAGUUUCUGCUACUUCCAUGCCCUGGCUAUGAUUUCUCUCUGCAAUGUGUUGGGCUAAUGAAUAUUGAUUGCAUUUCUGGCAAACGGGUCGUGGAAUUAAAUUGAGUGGUAUAUAUGAGCUUGUUUAACUUUGGUAUUAAUGAAGAUUUAGUAAACCAAUGAUGUUUGUUGGAGUAAAUGUUGGUUCCUCACGCAGGAUGCUCGCAACCUUAAGGAUUCUGUACUAUAUUUUAGGUAAUUCUUGGUCCUUUAGGUGAAUGCGGAGAUAUUAUUUUUGUGCUUAUUAGUACCAACAUAUGGGCUUCAAUGGUUUCUGGAUGAUUUAGGCUGCGUACUUUGGUGGAACAUGGUGAUUACCUGUUUGGUUCCAUUUACUAUGAUCUUUUUAGAAGACUCUUCUCACAUCGUAACCAUUACAGUUACAGCAGAUGGCAUAUAUGCAAUAAGCUUAUGCAGAUAUCUUGUUCAUAUGAAACUAUGAAGUUUCAAAUGGCUCUUCGAUAGUUGGCAUUCUUAUUUAUAAUGCUUGCAUCCGAUCUGUAUCUCUUGACAGUUUGGUCCUCUAACAAUUAUAUAUGUACUUGAACUGUGAAGAUUUGGAAGCAACCAUUGAUGUUUUCAUUUAUGGAACUGCCAUAGUUUUGAAGAUGAAUUUUCAUUGUGUCAAUCCUUAUACUCUCUCCGGUUGAAGAUGGGGGCAACCUUGCACUACUCUCACUUGAUUUGUUUGGACUACUCUCACUUGGUUUGGCCCCUUGGUAACUUUGGCUCAUUAAGGUUGGUGGGCACCAUGAAUUGGUUUGAUAAAAUUCUUAUUUGCUUUCUCAUGAUGGGGUUUAGAAAUUUGAUGAUAACUCCCCAGUGAAGUAACACAUGUAUGUUUCUUUGUUCAUUUGAUGUAGCAGUUCAUCAAAAUAUUUAGUCCAUGCCAACAUUUAUAGAUCUCAAGGCAUAGGUGUGGUAUAGGUGGUACUGUAAGGUCGUUUUCAGAGCUGGACAAGAUGAUAUAUAGUUAAUUUGCCAAUCGAUUAGUAUUCUGAACAUUAACAAGUGAGUUAGGAUAUAGUCUUGACUUAAUGCUGCUUCAUUUACCUUUAUUUUGGAGAUGAGUCCAUAUGUGAUGAGGAAAUAAGCCCCAUCAAUAAUGAAAUGAGACAUAGAUGAUAUAUCCCUCUAAUAUUAGACACAUCUGUCUAGAAUUUUAUGCAGAGUGUCCCCCAAUUAAAAUUGGGGCUUCUGUUAUGUAUAGGAAUUUCUCUAUAUAUUUUCUUUUGCCAAUAGCUUGCUUCUCAUUUUCCUGUAGUUACAUGUUCGUGGAUUUUCUAAUUUUUUCAUGCUUUCUAGGAUCUGGAUUUUUGAGGUGCCCAUAGUCAUAUAUAUUAAUUUUUUCUCUCAAAAACACAGGAGAGCUACCCGUCAUUUCAUGCAGUUAUAUAUAGUGAUUAAGUGUUUAUGUAGAAAGUAUAUCCUUCUCAACCAUCACUGACUUUGAUGUUAACCUAUAGUCCUAGAUUUGGCCAUGAGAUUUCAUGGGUCAUAAGUGAUACAGUUACUUCCCAUCAACUACAAUGUAUUUCUUUGCCUUUGCUCUCUAAAAAUUUCUUUUAACAAUGUCUCUAUUCUUCCAGAAGUUUAUUGGUGCUAUUUCAGCAAACCAUUUCUUUUCUUGUUUUUAUGGCGUGUUAAUGAGGCUAACUUCAUAAGUCCUUGCCGCUAAGUUGGGAUUUCCCAGGAAAAGCUUACUUUUAUAUUUUCCGCUUCUAUUUAUGCAUUCCUACCUUCCCCAGACCCCGCACAGUGCGGGAAGCCUACGGCACUGGAUAAGUGAACCACAGAAAUGGAACCUUCCUCCUCCUGCAUCCAAAAAGAGGUUGCUGGUCUACUUUUAUGGAACUAAACAAGUUGCCUUUUGUAACUAUACUGACCUUGAGGCACUCACUGAAGAGAAGAAAAAAUCUCUACUUGUUAAGCGACAUGGGAAAGGGGCAGAUUUUGUCCGAGCAGUUAAGGAAAUAGUUGAGAUUUAUGAUUCUUUAAAGAAAGAGACUAAUAAUGAAAAUAAUAAGAGUGUCUUGAUUGAAAAUAAUUUGAGGAUGGAUGUCGAAAGUCAUGUCAAUAACAGUAGCAGUUUGCAUACUGGAGGUCUUGAGGAUGGUUCUGAUCUGGCCAAUGACAACAAGAUGGAGGAUUGCCCCACCUCUUCCAUGGAUCACAACACUUCUCGAUCUAAUAUCAAUACAAUGGUGGUUGAGCACUGUGUUGUAAAUUCUGCACAUGUUGACCCUACUGAAAAGUCACCUCUCCUUCAUGAGAGUAGACAUUCUCCUUUGCAUGCCAGUUCAUGUUCAAAGAAGAGUGACGAAGAUCCACAGCAACAAGAUUCCUGCACAAAUGGUAAUUUUGCAUUAGCAUGGAGAUCAGGAAGUUCAUUAGGUGCUGAAUCAAUAACAAGUCAGGACUCUGAUGGCCCUAUGGAUGGUACCAAUCAGCUUUCUGUUGAUUUGAUUCCUGGUGACAAGCAGGAAGAUUCUGCUUGGCAUAAGAGCAUUGACGAUGACAAACCUAGCUUGGGUUCCCCUUCUGCUUGGCAUAAGAGCAUUGACGAUGACAAACCUAGCUUGGGUUCCCCUUCUGCGACAAAGGAAGCUGUCUUGUCACAUUCAAGUCAAGAAACCAGCAGUCAACUUGCACCCUCUGGUGCUAGUAAUGAUGAUAAACCGAGUACUGCAAAAGAUAAUGUACGAUGUACUUGUAGUAAUGAGGUAUCCCAAAAUGGAGUCAGGGACAAAGAAGACAAACUGAAUGGAAUGGUUGAUCUUCCCAUUAACACAACCCGAACUUUUAGAAGAAAAAGAAGGCCAAACACUAGUGUUAAUUAUCCUGUCAGUAGUGAGGUAUCAAAUAUGGACAGGGAAUUGCAGCCUAAGUCAAAAGGAGAUACUGUAUGUUCUCCAAAUUCAAGGAGCGAAAUUAUCAAAUCAGAUGGAGAUGAGCACUUACCGUUGGUCAAAAGGGCAAGAGUACGAAUGGAAAGACCUACACUGGAGGAUGCCACAGCGGAUGAACCUGACCACUCUUCUGACAAAACAGAGCCAGCUAAACAUGAAGAUCCAUGCUAUAAGCAUACAAUGUCUGCAAUAUCUGGAAAGGAUCAAUCAGCCGAUGACUUACCUCCUAGUGUAGAUGCGUCACCCAACAUAAACCUCUCUCUGCCAUCAGGAGAAGUUGUGAAUUCUUGUAAUAAUAAUAAUGAAUUCCAACCAAAGGUUUUUACAUUGGAUGUAGAAGCUGCUUUACCUCCAUCAAAACGCCUUCAUCGUGCCUUAGAAGCUAUGUCUGCUAAUACAUCUGAAACUUUUAGUAAUCUGCCUGAAGCUACAAAGUCAAAUGAAGUUAGUCUGAAAGGCUGCACUGCUUCAACAGAAAGGUCCCCUCUUAACAACUCUGCAGAUGCACUUGUUAAAAGUCCAAAAUCUGCAAUGGCUAAAAGCCCGAAGGUGUCUUUGAGUGCACAUUCUUCAGAUGCCCCAACUGGCCAAAAGCAUAUCACACAAGUUGUCAUGUUGAACAAGGAUGCCCUCUCUCCUGUUUCUUUGGAUUUGAGAAAUGAUGAUCUCAGUGACAAUAUACAAAAAGACAGAGUUUCUGAAGAAGCCUGCAUGGACAGUGAAAAUGCACCUAAUUUAGUUGUUCAUACUGGGAUUGAUAGCGAUAAGUGUGAAAAAACUCCACCCUGUUCCAUGAAAUUGGAAGAGCCAGGUGUUGUAUCUGAGUUUGAUCAACCACCUUCACACAAACUAAGUGGAAAUGAGCCUAGGGAAUCAGUUGAAGGCUCUAAAAAUGCUUUCAGCAUAACUAUCGAUGUAUCUGCUGAGCCAAUUAGCCAAGCAAAUGGUGUUGUCUCAUAUACUAAUGGCACUUGUGAUCCUGUGCUGCAUGAUGACACUGUUUUAGCUGAAUCAACAGUUAGUAUUUGUGACACAAGGGCCACUUGUUUGGUUUCUAAAGUUUCGUGUAUUCAUUCUGACACAAGCAACAGGACAGUUGAAGCGCAUAGUUCAUCAAUUGCACCAGGAGACCCUGACCAUGGAUUAAACCUAAAAGAUAAGAGCAUAUCUCCAGAUUCAAUGCCUACAAAAGAACUAGUUGCUGAUGGACAUGCCUGUGGAUUUUCUCAGUCAAAUUCAUUCACGCACAGUUCUCUAGAUUCAAAAUUUGUUUCUGAACCUUUGCUGAAUAUACCUUCACUGAAGGAAGGAUCAAGUGACCAGUGUUCACCUUCAAAUCAUACAAUAAGGUCUGCAUCAGAUAGGGUUCAUACUGAAGAAGAUAUUGGUAUGAUUCCUUUUGAUAAUCUUCAACCAAAGGGCUUGAACAAAUUAGCAGGUCAUCAUGAAGCCAAUUCAGCACGGAGGGCGUUUGAAGCUUUUGUUGGUACACUAACACGAACAAAGGAAAGUAUAUCUCGUGCAACACGUCUUGCGCUGGACUGUGCCAAGCAUGGCAUUGCUGGUGAGGUAAUGGAUAUCAUUAUUGAACACCUGGAAAAGGAAACUAAUUUAUAUAAAAGAGUCGAUUUGUUCUUCCUUGUCGAUUCAAUAAUCCGGUACUGUCGCAAUCAGAAAGGUGGACCUGGCGAUGCCUAUCCUUCUCUUAUCCAGGCAGUGUUACCACGAAUUAUAUAUGCUUCUGCACCACCUGGAAAUUCUGCUUGGGAGAAUCGAAGGCAAUGUCUUAAGGUUUUGAGGCUCUGGCUUGAGAGAAAAACCCUUUCAGAAUACAUCAUUCGCCACCAUAUUAAAGAGCUUGAAGCUCUUAAUGAGGCAUCAUUUGGAAGCUCUCACCGUCCUUCAGGUACAGAGAGAGCUCUGAAUGACCCUUUGCGGGAUAAUGAGGCAUUUCUUGUUGAUGAGUAUGGAAGCAAUGCUGGUUUUCAUCUUCAAAAUCUAAUUUGCACGAAACUACUUGAAGAUGAGGAUGGAAGGUCCUCUGAGGAGAGGAGCUUUGGUGGUCUUACUCCUGAACACGAAGUUACUGGUGCUAGUGAGCAAGAGGUGUGCCAUUUUCAUGUGACAAAGCAUCAACUCAUCUUGGAAGAAGUGGAUGGUGAACUUGAGAUGGAGGAUGCAGCCCCGUCAACUGGAGCUGAAGCCAGCUCCAGAUGCCAAGAAGGUCUAAAUAGUAACUCAAGCUGUACAAGAACUUCUCAACAGCUCAGUUCCAUUCCACCCCUACCUGAUGACAAAGCCCCAUCUCCUCCCCCAUUGCCAUCAUCACCGCCACCUCAACCGCGCCCACCCUGUCCUGUCUCUCAAGGUUCACAGGUGCAAGGAGCAUUGCUUGCGGCAGCUGAUUGUGUUGAGCAGCAGCAUCCAGGAGCCAACUAUAAUGUUGAAGGCCAACACCCUUAUUCUGUUGCAAACAGCCGAGGAAACAUGGAUGCAUGUGUAGCUUCUUCACAGCCUCCAGUACACUACAAUUCUGGAUAUGCAGGGCAUACUAAUCAGAUAUUUCAACCACCACAGCCUCCAGUACACUACAAUUCUGGAUAUGCAGGGCAUACUAAUCAGAUAUUUCAACCACCACCGCCACCGCCACUGCAACCGCCUCCGCCACCACAGCCUAUUGCAGCAUUCCAUCCUUCUGGACCCCAUGGCAGCUUAUGUGGGCCCUCAGUACCGCAUCAUGGAAAUAAUUAUCACCAACCCCCAUCAGCACCACUACCUAAUAGCGCAUACCAUCCACAAGGUUCGAAUCAGUUCUCAUAUCCACCUGAACCAGAACAGAGAACACAACCAUGGAAUUAUGGUCCUCCCUAUCCUGAGAGUUGUCAGUAUGGUGGACAUGACAGAGGACACCAUGGAUACAAUAGGGGACCUCAUUUUGAUGAUAGAGGGCAUCACUUUGAUGAUAGGGGUCAUCGCUUUGAUGGUGGAGGGCAUUACUUUGAUGAUGGGAUGCAUCGCUUCGAUGAUAGAUGGCACCACUUUCAUGAUAGGGGGCAAAUGCACCAUGAAGUUAUGGAUGGUGGAAGGUUUCCUCCAUUCUUUCCACCAGGUCCUCCAUUUCCAGAUCACUUUGAAGCGCCACCCAACCAAUUUCAUUGUGGACGACCACUGGAGCCUCCACAAGGUCCAUGUUCUGGGUGGUCUAUGCCUCAUAGGAGAUCCAAGUACCCUACCGAUUCCAGGCAGACAAUGGAGCCACAUGUUUCCAAUGGAGGUUGGAGGCGGCAUGGAAGGCACGAUCAUGAUAGAUAUAAUUGAUGACUGAAUGCCGACUCAACUCUGAUCAUAGCUGGCAGUGCUUGCUUGGUUAUCGAGGACGAGGAUGGGUAAUUUUUGACAAUAUUUAACGGCAUUCCCUUUCAUUGGCGAAUUGUGAAGCAUUCGUCGAUGCCUCCAUUCGCUGGUUUGUUUAACGUGAAAUAUCCUGAAAUAAGAAUGGGACCCACCCCCACUGUACAUAUGUAGUUGUAGCAGUGUUCAGCAAAUGCAGAAACGGAGCUAGGCCAAUCCUGUGAAGAGUGAAUCCAUAGAUUUUUUUUUGUUAGCCCAACACUUCAUCUUGUUGAAGUCUGUAUUUCGUUCAUGUAACCCUAUUUCUAUGCAGCUCUUUUCUAAGAUAACGUAGUGUGUAGUUUGACAGCAAAGCAUAGCCAAAAUUCAAAUGUUUUUGAACUUGUAGACUAUUGGGCAUCUUGUUUUGAUUCCACGCGUAUGGCUCAACACUCUUGUGCAGAAUGUUGCCCAGACGAUACACUCCCAAUCAUUUUGCUUGUCUUUGGGUUACUUGAGUCAUUUGAUUUGAAAGUAAGCAGCUGCCCAUGAGUGAUUGGGCUUUAAGUCGAAGGGAUCUUCCAUUCGAAUAUAAUGAUGAUUAUAUUUA
Messenger RNA from Panicum virgatum (switchgrass), 7574 nucleotides. RefSeq names its product protein HUA2-LIKE 3-like. Gene Ontology annotation, molecular function: transcription coregulator activity; double-stranded DNA binding. The record is from RefSeq and is a predicted model, not a curated record. Gene Ontology annotation, biological process: regulation of transcription by RNA polymerase II. The coding region runs from base 2453 to 6952 and encodes 1499 amino acids. NCBI's taxonomy places the organism in Eukaryota, Viridiplantae, Streptophyta, Magnoliopsida, Poales, Poaceae. The transcript has 13 exons. Gene Ontology annotation, cellular component: nucleus.